GUGAGUUUCGUUCCUGACUUCGCGUACACACUCGCGCCUUCGCACCUCACACAGCUGUUGCGGACGGGCAGCGGUAUGAAGGGUGCUACGCAAACGUUACGGCAAUGCUAGAAAUUUGUGCCGGAGCUUUUAUUUGUUGAGGAGUGCCGAAACUUUUGUGUGUUGCAUGUGCGGACAGGCCUUCAGCGUGAAGACCUGACUUCGGCAUGUCACUACCAGGAGCAUACGAGACUAGAGAAACCUCAUAUGAAGAAAAUGCACCCAGCACACACAUCACUCAUGGGGACCAAUCAAUGCGGUCAUACAGUUCUAUUGAAGGCCUUGGAAAUGGCACUACGAAAUCAAAUCAGAAGAUAUUUGAGCCCUCUGACCAAGCAUACUUUCAACAGAAGAUUGAGGUUCCAUAUACAGGGGAGACAUCCUUCAGCUGGCGCAAACUGUGGGCCUUCACGGGGCCAGGAUUCCUGAUGAGCAUAGCAUACCUGGACCCGGGCAACAUUGAGUCAGACCUGCAAUCUGGGGCCCUGGCUGAGUACAAGCUUAUGUGGGUGUUGCUGUCGGCUACUCUGCUGGGCCUGAUGAUGCAGCGUCUGAGUGCUCGUCUGGGUGUUGUGACAGGCUUGCAUCUGGCUGAAAUGUGCCGGCGUGGCUACCCUCGUUUUCCUCGUAUCCUGUUGUGGAUUAUGAUUGAAGUGGCUGUCGUUGGUUCAGACAUGCAAGAGGUCAUUGGCACGGCCAUUGCCAUUUUCCUCCUUUCAGGUGGACGGGUUCCACUGUAUGCGGGUGUGCUGAUCACAAUAAUAGACACGUUUACGUUCUUGCUGCUGGACAAGUACGGCCUGCGUAAACUUGAAGCUUUCUUUGGGUUCCUCAUCCUCGUCAUGGCAGUCACUUUCGGAUAUGAGUACGUGCGAGUGGCCCCUGACCAGUUGCGAGUGGUGGAGGGCCUGUUUGUUCCCUGGUGCUCACAUUGCGACAGCCGGGCCCUCUUGCAGGCAGUGGGCAUUGUGGGCGCUGUCAUCAUGCCGCACAAUCUUUACCUCCACUCUGCACUUGUGAAGUCACGUGAUGUAGACCGUGGCGACAAGGUCCAAGUGCGGGAAGCCAACAAAUACUUCUUUAUUGAGGCCUGUAUUGCACUCCUCGUCUCCUUUAUCAUCAACAUCUUCGUCAUGGGUGUCUUUGCCCAUGGACUCUUUGGCCGCACCAACCUUGACAUUAGGGAUCAAUGCGUAGGAACUGAGUUCCAGGAUGUCUUUGCUAACAACACGAAUCCUGUGGAUGUGGACAUAUAUAAGGGUGGUGUCUACCUGGGCUGUGCAUUUGGCAUGUUCCCACUGUAUGUCUGGGCCAUAGGCAUUCUGGCUGCUGGACAGAGCUCCACAAUGACCGGGACAUACUCGGGCCAGUUCAUCAUGGAGGGAUUCCUAAACCUGCCCAUCAGUCGGUGGAUGCGGGUGCUCAUCACACGGCUCAUUGCCAUUGCACCCACCAUAUUGUGUGCCGUCUUUGGCAACAUUGAGCAGCUUUCUGGGAUGAAUGACCUGCUCAAUGCACUCAUGAGCCUGCAGCUGCCCUUCGCUCUUAUUCCCACCCUCACCUUCACGACGUCGGCGGCAUUCAUGGGCGAAUUCAAGAAUGGAACGUUGACCAAAAUAGCAGCUAGCCUGCUGUCGAUGGUUGUGAUUGGCAUCAACUUGUUCUUUGUGAGCAACUUCGUGCGUGAGAACCUCCCAUCUCACUGGGCCAUCUACCUUGCUGUGGCACUGUUCGGGCUCCUGUACUUGGGCUUCAACCUUUACCUGUUGGCCCGCCUUUUGGUUGUGUUUGGCUGCACGUCACUGCUGCAACUUCCUUUGAUUGGCCCACACCUCAGGGAGCGCAGUGACCGAAUGCUAUUUAAUGACUCAUCUCAAACAGACGUAUCAUCAUCUCCUGGUGAGCUCAUACCAGUUAGUACCCACUUGUGAAUGAUUGUGUCCUCUAUCGACGCGUCCAUGAAUGGACAAAUUAGGUUGUUGAACUUGCAUUGAAGAGUGUUGGUGGCGUUUCACCAACAGCCACGAAGUACAGCAUGGUUUCAUGCUGCCCCUUUUAUAUGAUCUGCGACUUGAAUCUAUUUGCACAAUUUUAUCGACGUGACUCAAAUCAUUGAUGAAAGAAUAUUUAUUAGUAGCAGCGUUCCUAUGCAACUACAGGAACACUGUGUACAGUCAAUAAAGUAAACUGUCGUGUUCUCAUAUGAAAAGGCUAUUUUGACAAAAGGUUUGCAAUAUUAUAUGGUACUUACUAUUUUAGUACAGUUGUUGCUAGUUGGGAUGUUUAAUAAAGCAUGGAAUUGUGUAGAUGUAGUUAUUUUUAAUAAAUUUAUGACGUUGAUGUUUUUAAAAAAAGA
Dermacentor andersoni is the source of this 2395-nucleotide messenger RNA. It is a transcript of the gene Mvl, whose product is annotated as solute carrier family member malvolio. Gene Ontology annotation, cellular component: endosome membrane; plasma membrane. NCBI's taxonomy places the organism in Eukaryota, Metazoa, Arthropoda, Arachnida, Ixodida, Ixodidae. Gene Ontology annotation, biological process: manganese ion transport; iron ion transmembrane transport. The record is from RefSeq and is a predicted model, not a curated record. Gene Ontology annotation, molecular function: iron ion transmembrane transporter activity; manganese ion transmembrane transporter activity; cadmium ion transmembrane transporter activity.